Paraglomus brasilianum is the source of this 603-nucleotide messenger RNA. The record is from the annotation of a GenBank genome assembly. NCBI's taxonomy places the organism in Eukaryota, Fungi, Glomeromycota, Glomeromycetes, Paraglomerales, Paraglomeraceae.
AUGUACCAUCCACCACGAGGAGGUGUAAGAGGUGGAAGGAUUUUAAAACAGUUCAUCACUAGCGAUGUAAAGACAGACAAGUAUCGAGAGAAUUAUUUGGGACAUUCAGUGCACGCUCCUGUUGGCAGAUGGCAACAAGGCAAAGAUUUGACAUGGUAUGCAAAAGAUGGAACGCCAAUAAGACCAGAGAAAGAGGAGAUUGACAAAGUUAAGGCGGCUGAAUCAGAAUUGAUGGCAUCUAUGCUUGGUGCUAAAAAACGUUCAAAGGUAUCGCAGUCAGCCCAGGAAGGCGUUGAUGAAACUCAGAAAACGGAUGAAACCGUAAAGGAACAGGAGGAUGAUGAGAUGACCAACGAAGAAAUUAGCCGAAGACAAGCUAAAGGAGAUGGUAAAACGAAAUCGAGGGAUGUUCGAACUCGAGAACGCCGAGAAGAAAAAGGAAAACGGGUACUUAAUGUUUCCUCCCCAUUAGGCGUGACCACAAAUCCGCACGUCGUAGAAGUAAAGAUAGAGAUGAUGACCGCCAUCGCCGGUCAUCUCGACGCAGUCCAAGUGAUGAAGAUCGAUUCCGACGACGGUCUUCCCGAAAAUCACGUAGUUUAA